Messenger RNA from Lathyrus oleraceus (garden pea), 1588 nucleotides. Its product is annotated as putative F-box/FBD/LRR-repeat protein At1g78760. The record is from RefSeq and is a predicted model, not a curated record. The coding region runs from base 190 to 1413 and encodes 407 amino acids. NCBI's taxonomy places the organism in Eukaryota, Viridiplantae, Streptophyta, Magnoliopsida, Fabales, Fabaceae. The transcript is spliced from 4 exons. Gene Ontology annotation, molecular function: protein binding.
AAAAAAAUUAGGUUAAACACUUAUCAAUCCCUAAACACAUCCGCCUUUGUCUUUCUCCCGUUUCUGCCGUCAUCCGCCUUUGUCUUUCUCCCGUUCGCCGUCGUCCGCCUUUGCCUUUCUCCCGUUUCUGCCGUCGUCCUUACUUCUCUGUCAAACUGCAAGCCACAGUAGCAGCAGAAUUGAUUGAGGAUGAAAACAAGGAGACGAAAUUAUGAUAAAGACAGAAUGAGUGAUUUACCUGAUAGUGUUUUACUUGAAAUAUUAUCGAAUUUGAAGAUAAAUCAAGCUGUUGAAAUGUCCAUCCUCUCCACAAGAUGGAAGAAUCUCUGGAAAUAUAUUUCCGUUCUUUCUUUGCAUUAUAGAAGCUUCAAAUCUAUAGAAUGUUUCAUCAAUUUUGUUUCUCAAUUUUUCAGUUUUCGCAAUGAAAAAACCUCUGUCCAAGCUCUCACUUUUGAGUGCCGCUACUAUUUUGACCCUCUACUGCUGAAAAGGAUCCUAAAAUACUUAUUUUCACAUAAUGUCCAACAUUUAGAUAUGACUGUGCCUUGUACCCUUAAACAGUUUCCACUUUCCUCCAACUUUUCAUAUCAUUCUUUAACCUCUCUUAAACUUAGUACAUCCCAAGAAUUGGAUACAGUACCACCCGUUUUUCCAAAUUCUCUUAAACUUCCUGCAUUAACCAACUUGUCUUUGUAUACGUUUACCUUUCGCUGCACUAAUGAGGAUGAUGAGGAUGGCUAUGCCGACCCCUUUUCGGGAUUUCAAAGUUUGAAUACUUUGUUCAUUGAAUCUUGUCCACUUUUUAAUGAUAAAGAAGGCCUCUUCAUAUCAAGUCUCUCGCUUGUUAGUUUAACAAUACUACUUCCUAUCGAUUACGACUUUUACAAAUUCAAGUUAUCUACCCCAAAUCUUUCCACCUUUCAUUUUGCUGGCCGUCCUUUUCAGAAUCUAUCUGGCCACAAUAACAUUACCAAUUUCUCUUUUAUUAAACAUGUUAACAUUCAUAUACCAUUAUGCAAAUUCUUAAAAUAUCCUUCCCCUUCCAUUAUUCUAUUCGAUUGGCUUCUUGAACUUCACCUUAUGGAAUCCUUCACAAUCUCUUCAAACGCUCUACAGAUUCUCAACUCAGUUCCUGAUUCAUGGAAGAUCGAUUUCCCUUACUUACAUAACUUGAAGUUACUCAAAAUAAUAACCAGCGAAGUUUUACCACCACCCAAUGGAACAGAAGACUUUUUGCUUCGAAACUCACCGUCAGCAAAGAAAGUCAUUUUCCCGGAAACUACCUUGAAGGAGAUUAUCAAACAAGAAUUGAGACGCGAUAAACAACUCCUUAAGAGAUUCGGCCAUGUUUUUGAUCGUUCUGGGUUGAAUUUAGACGGUACAGCUCUCCGUAAGAGAUUCAGCUACACCUAAUUAGGGUCUGUGUUUGAAACAUUUUUGAAUUUUAGUUUUAAAAAGUAUUUUUAGGAGGAGAAUUGUCAAAAAUAUUUGUAUGAUAGACCCAAUGGAACAGAAGACUUUGGUUUUUUCCCAAGAGAUCUUUCCAUAACUAAAUAGCAUUAUUAAGACUUAUUUAUUUUUGGAUGAA